This is a messenger RNA of Rhopalosiphum maidis (corn leaf aphid), 593 nucleotides long. Its product is annotated as heterochromatin protein 1-like. The coding region runs from base 195 to 530 and encodes 111 amino acids. The record is from RefSeq and is a predicted model, not a curated record. NCBI's taxonomy places the organism in Eukaryota, Metazoa, Arthropoda, Insecta, Hemiptera, Aphididae. Gene Ontology annotation, biological process: chromatin organization; negative regulation of transcription by RNA polymerase II. Gene Ontology annotation, molecular function: chromatin binding. Gene Ontology annotation, cellular component: pericentric heterochromatin. The transcript is spliced from 2 exons.
UCAAAGUCAUUGGCGGGAAUACCAUUUUUUUCGUCUUUUAUUAAGUUGUUGAGAUUGUAUGUAUUUUUUCUAUUAUCUGUUGUUUGUCGUUCGAUGAUUCACUGUUUUCUUUCAUUUACUUGAAUCCCGCUACACGGUUGACUUCUCCAACGCCAUAAACUCAUUUAAGAUAUUUUCAUUGACCAGUCGUCGAUAUGACUCCCAGCCCAAACAAAGUCACUGAAAAUGAAACAGAUUCUAAUUCUAAUCAUAAAGAACAAGAAAAGAAAAACCAGGGCUAUGUUGUGGAAAAGAUUUUAGACAAGCGUAUAAAAUAUGACAAAGUGGAAUACUUUCUCAAAUGGAAAGAUAACAGUGAUACGGAAAAUUCUUGGGAACCUAUUGAAAAUCUUGAUUGUGAAGAUUUGAUUAAAAACUAUGAAAAAAGUUGUGUAUCAGAUGCUGGUCCGCCUAGAGGAUUAUCUGUUCUAGAUGAUUUAAUGGAGUGCUGCGAUAGUUUUGAUGAGUCUGAUUAUAAUAAAACUAAUUAACUGUAUUAAUAGGAAUAAGAUUGAUGAGUUGAACUUUUAUUUUAUAUCAAAUUUUAUAGUAAA